GAAGCCGAGGGUUCUUGCCGGGCCUGCACUUCCUCACGUGAAUCCCAGGCAGCGCUCUCCUAGUACCGGCCCUGGGCGCGAGUCUGUGGGCCGCUGCAGUGGGACACUCCCACCUCCACCCCCGCUCCGGCCAGGUAUGAAUCGCUACAUUCUGCCGCUGUCCGUGCUGGGCACAGCGGUGGGUGGCGCCGUGCUGCUCAAGGACUUUGUCGCCGGCGGGGCUUGUCCCAGCAAGACCACCAUUCCUGGGAAGACCGUCAUCGUGACAGGCGCCAACACGGGCGUCGGGAAACAGACCGCCGUGGAGCUGGCCAAAAGAGGAGGUACCAUCAUUCUGGCCUGUCGAGACUUGGAGAAGUGUGAGGCGGCAGCCAGGGAGAUUCGAGGGGAGACCCUUAAUCACCGCGUCAACGCCCGGCACCUGGACUUGGCCUCCUUGAAGUCCAUCCGAGAGUUUGCAGCGAAGAUCAUCGAAGAGGAGGAGCGAGUGCACAUCCUGAUCAAUAACGCAGCCGUGAUGCGGUGCCCCCACUGGACCACCGAGGAUGGCUUUGAGAUGCAGCUGGGCGUUAACUACCUGGGUCACUUCCUUUUGACGAACUUGCUGCUGGACAAGUUGAAAGCCUCUGCUCCGUCGCGUAUCAUCAACCUCUCGUCCUUGGCCCACGUUGCUGGGCACAUAGACUUCGAGGACUUGAACUGGGAGAAGAGGAAGUAUGACACUAAGGCAGCCUACUGCCAGAGCAAGCUGGCCCUUGUCCUCUUCACCAAGGAGCUCAGCCGGCGGCUGCAAGGCACGGGCGUGACUGUCAACGCCUUGCACCCCGGCGUGGCCAGGACAGAGCUGGGCAGACACACGGGCAUGCACAGCUCCACCUUCUCCAGCUUCACGCUCGGACCCAUCUUCUGGCUGCUGGUCAAGAGCCCCCAGCUGGCGGCCCAGCCCAGCACCUACCUGGCCGUGGCGGAGGAGUUGGAGGGCGUUUCUGGAAAGUACUUUGAGGGACUCAAAGAGAAGGCUCCGGCCCCGGAAGCUGAGGAUGAGGAGGUAGCCCAGAGGCUUUGGGCUGAAAGUGCCCGCCUUGUGGGCUUGGAAAUGUCCUGUGGAUCCUCUGAGAGGGGACAGCCCCUCCCCAAAUAACUUCUGGGAGCAGGUAUGAAAGCCAAAGGGAGGCAGUCACCAAG
Messenger RNA from Kogia breviceps (pygmy sperm whale), 1185 nucleotides. It is a transcript of the gene RDH13, whose product is annotated as retinol dehydrogenase 13. Gene Ontology annotation, biological process: retinal metabolic process. The record is from RefSeq and is a predicted model, not a curated record. Lineage: Eukaryota; Metazoa; Chordata; Mammalia; Artiodactyla; Physeteridae. Gene Ontology annotation, cellular component: mitochondrial inner membrane. Gene Ontology annotation, molecular function: all-trans-retinol dehydrogenase (NADP+) activity.